UUGAGUGCAGUCAGACCUUUUGCACAGAUAGACUUCACAAGAGGCUGCAUUCAGAUAGAGUACAUCCCUCUCCACUACUUUUAUCGCUGUUUUGACAGUUCGUGGAGCUGACACCAGUUAAGGAACUCAAUUCAGCUGAAGUCACCCGAUUCUGUCGAGCUACUCUCAAGAGUGCCGAAGUUGAUGAAUAUCUCACCUUGAGGAGAAGUGAUGGAGUUCUUUGAGUAUCACAAAGAGGAGGACACCGUGGACGUCGAGGCUUUUCAGGGAGAGAAGCAGAAGCUCAUACAGCCAACGUCUUUAAAAGACCCCAAACUUGAGAAGCUAAAGGAGACACUGAUUUACUGGAUCAAUAGCACUCUGAAAUCGGAGCACAUAGUGGUUCAGAGUCUGGAGGAGGAUCUGUAUGAUGGACUGGUGCUUCAUCACCUGCUGUCCAGGUUGGCCGGUGUGCAUGUGUCUCUGGAGGAGAUGGCACUGACCAGCCCUGCUCAGAUCCGCAAGCUGGGGGUGAUCCUGGAGGAGUUGGACAAGAGACUGGGCCUGGAAGACAGCAGCCGGAUCAAGUGGAACGUCAAACUCAUCCACAACAAAGACCUUCUGGCCACUAUUCAUCUGCUGGUUGCCAUGGUGAGGUCUUUCCAGCCUGAACUGGAUUUACCACCGAAUGUGAAAGUUGAAGUUAUAGUUAUGGAAGUGACCAAAAGCGGAAUCAAAUCAGAUGUACAGAUGGAGGUCCUGACGGAGGAGAGCAAAGCCGACUCUGAGUCCCUCAGCAAGACUGAAGGGGAAGAUCCCAUCGAACAGCUGCUGAAGCUUGAGGCCCACAAGGUCAACACAGUGAAAAAGGCCAUUUUACACUUUGUCAACCAGAAUAUGUUGCCCAUGGGUCUGCAGGUUGCUGAUAUGGACAAACAGUUUGCUGAUGGUGUGAUUCUGCUACUGCUGAUCGGACAGCUGGAAGGCUUCUUCGUCCCACUCUGUGACUUCCACCUGACCCCUGUCAAUCACUCUGAGAUGAUUCACAAUGUGACCUUAGCUUUGGACCUCCUGAAUGACACAGGCCUUCAAGUGUCCAGUGUUGAUCCACAAGAUAUUGUGUCUCAGGACGUCCCUGCCACCUUGAAGGUCCUGUACACCCUAUUCAAGAAGCACAAAGCGAAAUGAGAGAGGAAGAGGAGGCGAAUAACCAGGAGUACCAACAGAGCUGAAGAGAAGUGGAUUUUUGUUUGUGGUUUCUUCUGUCUAAACUGUUACAAAUGCUGCACACAAUGAAGUUGACAGUUCUUAGACAUUUUGCUGAUGCUCACAAGCUAAUUAAAUUAAGUACAAGAAGCUAAAGUAGCUUUACAUCAAUGCAUAAUAAACAGUAUCAGUGUCCGUGGGCCCAGUAAGACAAUCAUUAAAAUUUUGGAGCAAAAUCAACACAUUUCAAUUUCAAUAAUUACUGGGUUUAGUGCAUUUCCUCAGGUGUGCAAAUGUUUUUUUUUCUCAUAGAGCUUAAUUUGGAUCGGGUUUGAAGUAUUGGCCAACUGACUCUUGACAAGACAAGGGGUUGCAAUGAGAGCCCCAACACACAAUGCACUCCCACCUAUACCGGCACCUGGCUCCUGGCUACGUAACAUAAGUUAGCUUAUGUUAGCUCCAAUUAUCCUAUAAUUGGAGGUAGCCCAAAAAUAAUACCACAACGAUUUAAAUGUACAUAGUGCUGUGGAUAUGCAUUGCUUUGCCUCUAUUAUGAUUAACAGGUCGUUGUGGUAACACAUUUUCAAGACUUGAAACUAGCAAUUGAGACCAUGAACUCCUUAGUUAAAUGUUAACUUAUUUAAUAAAUCAAGAAGUGUCAUUUUAUCAUAGACUUCAGAUACAAUCAGGCCUUUUUUUGCAGCCAGUGAAAUCGCCCCCUGCUGGCCAUUAAAUAUAAUGCAAGUUCAAGGCACUUCAUCAUUGGCUUCACUUUUUCCAGAGGCUACAUCCAUUUAUUUUAUACAGUCCAGUUUAUGUGUCAAAUUCUAGUUUUAAGAGUUACUUUUUUCACAUUGUGCUCUUGUUGCAUUACCUUAAUAAUGUGUCUUCUGCUGUGUUAGUUUCUGAGUUGACACGAAGCAUGCCUUUACAGUCUGUUUAAAUCUUGUUCACAGUGUAGGGACAAGGCAGGGUGAUAAGCCCAAACAUAAAGAGGUUUUGCAACAAUAUCAUUUAAUACGGGGAUAACAGUAAAACAUCUUCAAACAGUCUCUCCUGGGAGACAUUCACAGUAUUGCACUAGGCUGUUCAUAUGAAAAGUGACAGAUAUUGUUUGUGUAGAGGAAUGAAAAAAGAGUGCUAGAGAGAAAAGUUCAAACCUCGCUUACUUUCUCACCUCCACACAGCUGACCAAUUAUUGUGUGAAGUGGGUGUAAAUGUCGGAAAGGUGCGGGGCGAGGAAGUUUCCGAAGCUUUUCAACCAUCUGAAAAGUAGUUCUGAUGGAAUAUAGUGGCAAAUUCAGAUGUUUCAACCUACCAUUUUUUGUACAUGUGUUUUGUUUUGGGUUUGCAUUCAGUAAAAAAAGAUUGGUGUGAAUUUUAGUGGUAUUUCCGAUUUUCCGCAAUCUCUCACUCUCUUCCCUUCACUUUGUCUGACACUGCUGCAUGGCGCUUUUCAUUCCCACUAUAGAAAACCAUCAUCCCUUGACUGCCUCUUUUCAAUAAACAAUGUGAUUUUCUUCCUGUGCUUCCCCCAUGUGUUCCUGCUGACAGUCUGCGACCUCCUCUUUUCCUAGUCUGUGAAUGCAAUUGUCAUUUCUCUGAAAAAUUGUGACAUUUUUUUUUGUUCACAACUCAAUGUCACACACAUGUAGCGAGGGUGCGGCAGGCAGUGAGGGAGGGAGGUUCAGAGAAUGAGAGGUACACAAUAGAUGUGAUUUCACCGAAGCAUAGCUUUGUAAAUUACGGUAUGUGUUGAAUUAAAAAAGCGGACUAUUUACUAAUUAUUCUCUUUCGCUUUAAAGACAUUUAUUCAAACCAUUAGUGACUUGUUAAAUAAUCUCUCAUUCUCUCCACCACUGCCACGGUUUAAUUUUGUGCAAAUUGUGGCGUGACUUUCUCUGUUUUUGUCUUGAGGUUAAAGGAACAUUAAAGUGUAACAACAACCACUUUCACACUUUGUAUUCAGUUCACCCAGUUUUCAUGCAGAUGUGUUUGUUGACAUUCAGGAAGCCAAUUUAUUCAUAUCCACCAAGGUGAUGGAAAAUACUAUAAAUUCACAUUCUAUUCCCCCUGACAUUUGAAAAGGUUUGCAUAAAAUUUGCUUUGCAGUUGCAUGGAAUCAGAGCUAAUGUAUAGAGAAAGACAUAGAUGUGUGUGUGUUGCUCUUGUUCACAAUGAAAUUGACCAUUUCAGCAGUCAGUUAAAGUAUUGUGAGAUAAAAAUGCCUUCUCUUCGGUUUUCCAAUAUACAGCCCUUGAACUCCUCACCCUGAGUGAUUGUAAACUAGAUUUGUUUGUUGAAAAUUAAAUUGCACAUUACUUUAUGAAACCCAUUGUAGUACUCAGUCAAACCAUGAAUGAAACAGUUGCAAUGAAGUGUUCUCAUUUGUGAAUUUUAAAGGGAUACUUAGGACUUUUUGAAGUGGAGUUGAAUGAGGUACUUAUCCAUAAUCAGUGUAUUACUUACAGUAGACAGCGGUGGGAAUAGCAAGCAGGAGUACUGACACAGAAGUUAAUCAAUGUACUGAUGUUGACAGGGAGCAGCAGCCAAAGGUAUUUGAUCCACUUAAAAAAAAUCAGUAUUGGGCGUCCCGGUGGCUCACACUGGUAGAGCGCUUACCAUUAAGGCCGAGUCCUUGUUGCGGUGGAGCCGGGUUCGAAUCCGGCCUGUGCUCCCUUUGCCGCAUGUCCUCCCCUCUGUCACCCCCUUUCUAUCUGUCACUUUCAAUAAAAGCAUGAAAAAUACCACCAAAAAAAAUCAGUAACAGUUUAAUAUAUUUUCACCUCUUGUCAAAGCCACCAAACUCCACUGACAAAAAACAGUAAUUUAACUUCGCAAAACAUGGAAGUUGCUGACCUACUUCUAGCUUGUUUGUGUUAUUGUGCGACGUUGGUGAAUCAGAACUAACCCUUUAAGACACGAAAAGUCAGAAAAUAAGACAACAAUGUAUCAAUCGAGGUAGCUAUAGACCAGCAACUCCUGUGUUCUGUGAGGUAAAAUCACUGUUUCUGUCAAUGGAGUCUGGUGGCUUUGACAAGAGUAUAGAUAACACCUUUUUUAGCUGGCUAAAAUAUGUUUAGCUGCUGCCCUCAUCCACUGAUCCAAUUAUCCCUUUAUUCUGUGGUCAUUUCAAAAUGACCUUACAUAUACCACCCACUGAUACUGGCUGUUUGCUUGCCUUCUCUAACAUUAGCAAUCUAUAUAAACAUGUGGCACUAAAUCUUUCUUAAUUUAUUCAACUCCCCUCAUCUCAUUUGUGACCUCCUGUAUUCCCAUUAAGUUAUAUGUGAACUUAUUAAAAUGUAUGUGCAUAUUCAUCAAAUGCUGUGUGUGUCUUUCAGGGUCAGUUGGAGGGGAUUUGAGCUCAGGGACAGCCAAGCUUGCUUAUAUUUUCAGAGCAUAAAAUGUGUAUAACUGUUGCAAUAAAUGGCUGAAACCUUGGAUCUAGUGUCCUGCCUGAAAGGAAGUGAAUGGACUGUUUGUGCAGAGAGAACUAAAUGUUCUAGUAGAAUCUGUAAAUGACAUG
Molecule: messenger RNA, 4714 nt
Organism: Centropristis striata (black sea bass)
Lineage: Eukaryota; Metazoa; Chordata; Actinopteri; Perciformes; Serranidae
Gene: parvg
Product: parvin, gamma
Exons: 13
Coding region: 211-1167 (318 amino acids)
Biological process (GO): establishment or maintenance of cell polarity; actin cytoskeleton organization; substrate adhesion-dependent cell spreading
Cellular component (GO): focal adhesion; actin cytoskeleton; cytoplasm
Molecular function (GO): actin binding
Source: RefSeq, a predicted model, not a curated record